Messenger RNA from Tarenaya hassleriana, 1776 nucleotides. RefSeq names its product 26S proteasome non-ATPase regulatory subunit 12 homolog A. Gene Ontology annotation, cellular component: proteasome regulatory particle, lid subcomplex; nuclear proteasome complex; cytoplasm. The record is from RefSeq and is a predicted model, not a curated record. The coding region runs from base 144 to 1472 and encodes 442 amino acids. The transcript has 10 exons. Lineage: Eukaryota; Viridiplantae; Streptophyta; Magnoliopsida; Brassicales; Cleomaceae.
UCUUCCUCCAGUCUCUGUGUUCGGCGGCUCCGAAAUCUCUCCAAUCUCUCUCUCUCUCUCUCUCUCUCUCUGGAUUUGCAUCACUCUGUCUCUCUACUUUCAAUUGGAUUAACUUUCUCUGAGGUGAUAUUCGGUGGUUCGUCAUGGAGGACAGAGGGAAACUGGAGGCGGCUAUAGAUCAGCUCCUGAACGAGGAGAAGCAGAUGAGGCUCGCCGGAGAUGUCCCCGGGACGAGGAAGGCUGUUACCGACAUUCUUCGGCUUUGUUUCGAGUCCAAGGACUGGAAACUCCUGAAUGAACAGAUUGUCAAUCUGUCGAAAAAGCGCGGUCAGCUUAAGCAGGCUGUGCAAUCUAUGGUCCAGCAAGCAAUGCAGUACAUUGAUCAGACACCAGACGUCGACACCCGGAUAGAGCUUAUUAAGACACUAAACAAUGUUUCUGCUGGAAAGAUAUAUGUUGAAAUCGAGAGGGCUCGUUUGAUCAAGAAGCUUGCUAAGAUUAAGGAAGGCCAGGGUCUUAUAGCUGAAGCUGCAGAUCUUAUGCAAGAAGUUGCUGUGGAGACAUUUGGUGCUAUGGCAAAAACCGAGAAGAUCGCAUUCAUUCUUGAACAAGUUCGUUUGUGCUUGGAUCGGCAAGAUUAUGUCCGUGCACAAAUCUUAUCUAGGAAGAUCAAUCCAAGGGUUUUUGAUGCCGAUUCAUCGAAAGAGAAGAAAAAACCUAAGGAAGGUGAAAGCAUAGUGGAAGAGGCUCCAGCUGAUAUACCAUCCUUAUUGGAGCUAAAGCGAAUUUAUUAUGAGCUAAUGAUUCGGUACUAUUCUCACGACAAUGAGUACCUUGAAAUAUGCCGUUGCUACAAGUCAAUAUAUGAUAUCCCUUCUGUAAAGGAAAACCCAGAGCAGUGGAUUCCAGUCCUGAGGAAGAUCUGCUGGUACCUUGUCUUGUCACCAUAUGACCCGAUGCAAUCAAGCUUGCUUAAUGCAACCCUUGAAGAUAAGAAUAUGUCGGAAAUUCCUGAUUUUAGGGUGCUUCUGAAACAACUGGUGACAAUGGAGGUGAUCCAGUGGACAUCACUGUGGGAAAAAUAUAAGGAGGAAUUCGAGAAAGAGAAAAACAUGAUCGGGGGCUCUUUGGGUGACAAAGCUGCUGAAGAUUUGAGGCUAAGAAUUAUUGAACACAAUAUUCUGGUUGUCUCGAGAUAUUACUCAAGGAUUACCUUAAAGAGACUCGCUCAGCUGUUAUGUCUGAGCAUCGAGGAAGCGGAGAAGCAUCUGUCAGAGAUGGUGGUAUCGAAAGCGCUCAUGGCAAAGAUUGACAGACCAUCGGGAAUAGUAUGUUUCCAGGCGGCAAAGGACAGCAACGACAUCCUCAACACGUGGGCAUCAAACUUAGAGAAGCUUCUGGACCUUGUUGAGAAGAGUUGCCACCAAAUUCACAAGGAGACCAUGGUUCAUAAGGCCGCACUCCGAGCUUGAGCAUAGCCGUGGUAUUCGCCACUAGGCCAUCAUCUUCGUAUUUCAAUCAACAGGUUGAACCCUCGCUCCCCUCUUUUAUUACAUCAUGGUUUGUGGCUUUUGUUUACUUGGGUCUGUCUCUCUCUCCUUACUCUGAAGCUUCUCUACUGCUUUCUGUGUUGUUGGAAGAGAAGAACUUUUAGACCAAAUUCGUUGAAACUUAAUAGUUGGGGUUUGUACACUGAAGGAGUUUGCCACCUUUCAUUUGUUUCUGUUAGGAAAUUCCUCAAAUCUAUUGUACUGUCUUUUUUUUUUUUUAAAUCAA